Capsicum annuum is the source of this 660-nucleotide messenger RNA. Its product is annotated as homeobox-leucine zipper protein HDG1. The coding region runs from base 233 to 583 and encodes 116 amino acids. The record is from RefSeq and is a predicted model, not a curated record. Lineage: Eukaryota; Viridiplantae; Streptophyta; Magnoliopsida; Solanales; Solanaceae. The transcript is spliced from 3 exons.
UAUACUACUAAAAUUCUCUCUAAUUCUCACCUUUGUUAAACAAAGUUUGAUAUUAAUAUUUUGUCUUUAUUAUAUAACACUUUUGCAUUAUCUAUCAUUUGAUUUAUUUAUUUUUCAGUGGUAUUUUUUGACCAGUGGGAAUAAUGUAACUGAAUUAAGUCGAGUAGCAACAGGAGCUUUUCCAGGAAAUAGUAUUACAAUCUUUCAGCCGUAUGUGCCAACGGAAAGCAACAUGUUAAUAAUUCAAGAGUCGAGCAUUGAUGAAAUGGGAGGAUUUAUAAUCUAUGCACCUAUAGAUUUACUAACAUUCACUUCAGUUAUCAAUGGAGGUGAUGCCACAAAAGUUUCCAUUUUGCCCUCAGGUAUCACCAUAAGUCCCGAUGGUCAACUCGCUUCGACCAGCAGAAGUACUGGAAAUGCACAAGAUGGUUCAAUAUUGACAGUGGCUUUUAAAAUAUUGAUUUCUGGCGAUAAUUAUCCGAUGUCUCAGCAGAAACAUAUGGAAGUAAUGUCUUCUGUUCAUGUCCUUUUGAGCUCCAAAGUUUUAAAAAUCAAAGCAGCAUUGAGUUGCAUAAAAACAUAAACAUUAUCUUCAUUUUAAAAAAAAAAAUCAUAUAACAAAAUCUUCAUAAAAACAUAAACAUUAUCUUCUAGGAAAAA